CCACAUCUUCAAACAAAACGCAACCGCUGAGUAUUCUGACCCAGGCUUCAGGAUGCGAAGCCCGCUCAGGUUGGUCUGCAACUUUUAGUCCUGCUCGGCGCGGUAGAAGACGGCGGAGUUACACAGGGCAGAGGCCGCGCUAUCUCAACCCCCGUUCACAAUCUGACGUGCGCCAAGACAUUGCCUCAGUGCCUGCAGCAACCGAGUGUUUCAGCGUCAGUUCACAUCACCCCGCGCCGAAGACAGUACGCCGCGCAUGUCGUGCUACACCGUCGGAAAUCAGGAGCCUGACAUGUUUCGACCAGACGCUCCGCUGCUCGAAUGCCUGCACCGACAUGGCUGCGGAGCUCGCCUGCAAACGGCAGCGGCCGCCGCUGUCUCUCCAAUUCCCCUUAAGUAAAGUAAAGACUGCAGGCGCGCCGGUUCUUCCCUCCCAUAUCCAAUGCCGAUCCUCUACUACCUCCGCAAGGCGGUGGACGCGUUCGCGCCGCCGCCAAAAAAGUCGACAGAUGGCCGCGACCAGUGGCCGUCGCGCGGGGCGUUCCUCCUCGCCGCCAUGGGCGGGUGCGCCGGGCAAGGUAACCUCCUCCGCUACCCGUCCGUUGUGUACAACAACUACGGACUACAGUGGUUCAUCCCCUACCUGUUGGCGGUGACGAUGAUCGCCAUCCCCGCCCUCAUCCUCGAAAUUAGCAUUGGGCAGGCGUACCGUGGCGGCACGGUCAUCGCGUUCAACAACAUCCACAAGAGGCUUAGGGGUGUUGGCCUCGGGCCAGUCAUCGUGAGCUUCAUUGUCACGCAGUAUUUCACGGUCAACCUCGCGUGGAUCAUGGUCUACUUCCGGCACAGCUUCACCUCGCCCUUGCCAUGGACGGGCCGUAUCGAGGACUUUUACAACAACGAUGUCAUUGCCAACCCGGAACCAGUAAUGGGUGCUCUGUCGGAGAACGGCAAGAGCGUGUUGUCGUUCACAAGUUAUCCCGAUAUCAAGUUGAUUGGCGAGACCGUGGGGUGGUCCGCUUUUGUCUGGUUCCUGAUCUGGAUCUCGAUUUUCCGUGGCGUCGGCUUGACGGGCCGCGUGGUGUACUUUACGAUGGGUCUUCCGAUAGUCACGACCAUCAUCUUCGUGGGUCGCUCGCUCUCGCUGGAAAACGCCAGCGCCGGUGUCCGCCUCGUGUGGGCAACAUGGCGCUCCGACCAGCUGCGCUCCGGCACGGUGUGGCAGACGGCCGUGGGCCAAGUUUUCUUCUCCACUGGUGUCGGCUUUGGCUACUUCACCUCGUACGCAAGUUACAACCAGAAGCACAGCAACGCGGUCAUGGACGCGUUGUUGAUCUGCGGCUCGAACGUGCUGUUUGAGAACUUUGCCGCGUUCGCGGCCUUUGGUGUGAUCGGCUACCUCCGGCGCUGGCCGCAAGACGGCGUGCGCCUCGGCGCAUUCGUCCUCGGCUUCCUCACGCUGCCUGAGGCAGUCCUGCAGAUGCCCGGCUCCAACUUCUGGGCCGUGCUCCUCUUCUUCACCCUCAUCGUCCUGGGCUUCUCGAGCGCGUUUGUGAUGCUCGACGUCGUCGCGACCAUGUGGGUCGACUCGGGAUCCAAGCUCUCGCGUCCCACCAUCGUCACGACCUUGACGCUCAUCUCCUUCCUGAUGUGCUUGCCCUACUGCACACAGUUCGGCUACUACCUCCUCGACGGCAUUGACCGGUGGAUCAACAAUGUGGCGCUUAUCUGUGUCGUGUGGUCCGAAGUCGUCAUGUCUACCACCGUGUACCGCUGGACCGAUGUGACGGACCAAGUCGGCCUCCCAGCAUUUAUCAUCUACAACGUCGGCUUCUUUGGCGGGCAGAUCUUCGGCAUCGCGUUGGCCCACGGCAUCGGGAACCCAGGCGCCGGCGCCGGCGCCGGCAUCGGGUUCUGGGCCCUCCUGACGGUGAUCGCGUGCGUCAUCGCGCGCCAGCCCAUCUCGCCCGCCCCGCGCAAGUGGAACCGCCGCUUCCUCGACCGCUUCUGGUACCUCGCCUUCUACUCUGGCAACCAGCUGCGCCGCGACCUCAACGUCAUUGUCGGGCAAGGCCGCAACUGGAAGAUCCCCUUCUUCCUGCCCUUCUUGUGGCGCUAUGUGUCGGGCCCCGUCCUCGCCAUCAUCUUCAGCUUUGCGUUCCCCGAGUUCCACACGCUGCGCUACGACCCCAUGAUGAUCGCCGGCUUCAUCCUCUCCAUCCUCACGCUUACGGCCAUGAUCGUCGGGUUCGUCAUGCCCCGCUACUACGGCAAGUUCAUUGCGCCGGAGCGUCGCGACGAGGGCCAAGAGCCCACCACGGCCAACACGCUCAAGCUCGAGCCCACCGAAUCAGUGCUCUCCAUGGAGGCCUCGUCAAUAGACGUCGAGACGGACGUGGUCAGAGAAAAGUAGGGUACGAUAGGUCGGGCUGUAUCUUGUAUGAUAUACACGAUGUUUUGUUCUUGCC
This is a messenger RNA of Cutaneotrichosporon oleaginosum, 2468 nucleotides long. RefSeq lists its product as uncharacterized. The record is from RefSeq and is a predicted model, not a curated record. Gene Ontology annotation, biological process: sodium ion transmembrane transport. Lineage: Eukaryota; Fungi; Basidiomycota; Tremellomycetes; Trichosporonales; Trichosporonaceae. Gene Ontology annotation, cellular component: plasma membrane.